Oncorhynchus nerka (sockeye salmon) is the source of this 669-nucleotide messenger RNA. RefSeq names its product GTPase IMAP family member 7-like. The coding region runs from base 1 to 669 and encodes 222 amino acids. NCBI's taxonomy places the organism in Eukaryota, Metazoa, Chordata, Actinopteri, Salmoniformes, Salmonidae. Gene Ontology annotation, molecular function: GTP binding. The transcript is spliced from 2 exons. The record is from RefSeq and is a predicted model, not a curated record.
AUGGGUGGUAAAAAUUCUAGCCCUCCUCCUACUCCUCCUCCUCCUCGAGCUGUGCCUGCAGGCCGUGACAUUAGAAUUGUGAUGAUUGGAAAAACUGGAGCAGGUAAAAGUGCCACGGGAAACACCAUUCUGGGGAAAAACAUUUUUACAUCUAUUGAAAACGCUGCCUCCGUGACUGAGAGUUGUGUUAAAGAAAGAGUUCAUGCUAAUAGAUGGAUAUAUGUGGUGGACACACCAGGACUGUUAGACACUGGGAAGACUCCAGUGUAUAUCGAAGGAGAGAUAGUGAGGUGUCUUCAAGAGUCAGCCCCUGGUCCUCAUGCUUUCUUGCUGGUUGUGGAGGCAACGACAUGGAGAAAGGAGGAUCAGAAUACUGUGGACGAUCUGGAGAGGCUCUUUGGACCAGAGAUCUUCAAGUUCAUGAUUGUCCUCUUUACUCACGGUGAUAAACUUGGGGGUCAAACAAUUGAAACCUUUGUACGUGAUGGUGAUCUGCAAGUUCAAGCAAUUCUAGAACGCUGUUCUGGCAGAUUCCAUGUUUUCGACAAUACAAAAAGAAGUCACAACGAUAGAAAUCAUAGAGAUCAAGUUGUUGAUCUGGUCACUAUGAUUGACAAAAUGGUGGCAGUAGCUGGAGGAGGAUACUUCCAUCUUCCAAAAACAGAAUAG